UUCUGCCCUACUUUAUUUUGAAGGGCGUAUAACACAGGAAGAGAAAUGUCGAUUAUUUCCCCCCGACCCCUCUAAAGUACAGUGGCUUCAACUUGCUCGACUCGCGAUUUGCUUUAAUAUUCUCAAUAUCUGGCAGUUAAGCAAUGUCGUCUUCGGCACCCAUUAAGAUUGGAAUAAUCGGCGGUUCGGGUCUGGACGAUCCGGAUAUAUUGGAGGGAAGAACCGAACAUUAUGUUGACACUCCGUAUGGAAAGCCAUCAGACGCCUUAAUUUUGGGGAAAAUAAAAAAUGUUGAAUGUGUCCUCCUGGCAAGACAUGGGAGACAACACACCAUUAUGCCGUCUAACGUCAACUACCAGGCCAACAUUUGGGCGCUGAGGGAGGAGGGCUGCACGCAUCUGCUGGUUACCACGGCGUGCGGGUCGCUGCGAGAGGAGAUCCAGCCUGGCGACAUCGUCAUCAUCGAUCAAUUCAUUGACCGGACCACCAAGAGAGCUCAGACGUUCUACGACGGCAGGCCGACCAGCCCUCCGGGCGUGUGUCACAUCCCCAUGGCCGAGCCCUUCUGCAACAGGACCAGAGAGGUGCUAGUGGAGGUGGCACGCUCGCUCGGGGUCAAGUGCCACGCCCGGGCCACCAUGCUGAGCAUCGAGGGGCCCCGCUUCUCGUCGCGGGCCGAGAGCCUGACCUUCCGGCAGUGGGGCGCCGACGUCAUCAACAUGACCACGGUGCCCGAGGUGGUGCUCGCCAAGGAGGCGGGCUUGUGCUACGCCAGCAUCGCCAUGGCGACCGACUACGACUGCUGGAAGGAGCACGAGGAGGCGGUCUGCGUGGACAACGUGAUGAAGACCAUGAAAGAGAACGCCAACAAAGCCAGCAGCAUCUUGCUAACAGCCAUCCCUCAGAUCAGCCAGAUGGACUGGAGCCAGACCAUAACCUCCUUGAAAGCGAUGGCCCAGUCGGCAGUAAUGUUACCCAAACAUUGAAGCUCCGCCCCGAAUAAAAAGGAAGGAACGCUCGGCUCGGCUGCGGGUUUGUCAUCGAUGACUGGAAAUUAAACCUGGCAUGUCACCUAAAGUGAUUUUUAAUUUAGUCCCUGCGAUAAUUUGUGAGGACUGAAAUAACUGUGGACAUUUUCAUGAGAUAUUAUUUUUCUAUGCUUUAUAUUUUUAUCCUGUACACAUUUCAACUUCAUAUAUUUUCAGUCUUGUUUUUUUUUUUUCCAAAUGCUAUGCUUAACUAAAAAAAAAAUAUGUCCUGCU
Syngnathoides biaculeatus (alligator pipefish) is the source of this 1262-nucleotide messenger RNA. RefSeq names its product methylthioadenosine phosphorylase (gene mtap). The record is from RefSeq and is a predicted model, not a curated record. Gene Ontology annotation, cellular component: cytosol. Gene Ontology annotation, molecular function: S-methyl-5-thioadenosine phosphorylase activity. NCBI's taxonomy places the organism in Eukaryota, Metazoa, Chordata, Actinopteri, Syngnathiformes, Syngnathidae. Gene Ontology annotation, biological process: nucleoside metabolic process. The transcript is spliced from 8 exons. Bases 144 to 986 code for a protein of 280 amino acids.